Jaculus jaculus (lesser Egyptian jerboa) is the source of this 1846-nucleotide messenger RNA. RefSeq names its product actin beta (gene Actb). NCBI's taxonomy places the organism in Eukaryota, Metazoa, Chordata, Mammalia, Rodentia, Dipodidae. The transcript has 6 exons. The record is from RefSeq and is a predicted model, not a curated record. The coding region runs from base 82 to 1209 and encodes 375 amino acids.
AGACCGCGUCCACGCCGCGAGCACAGCCCCUCGCAGCUCUUCCGCCGCCGCCGCCGGUCCACGCCCGCCUCCCAGCUCACCAUGGAUGAUGAUAUCGCUGCGCUCGUUGUGGACAACGGCUCCGGCAUGUGCAAGGCCGGAUUCGCCGGUGACGAUGCUCCCCGGGCCGUCUUCCCUUCCAUCGUGGGGCGCCCGCGGCACCAGGGUGUGAUGGUGGGCAUGGGCCAGAAGGACUCCUACGUAGGUGAUGAAGCUCAGAGCAAGAGAGGCAUCCUGACCCUGAAGUACCCCAUUGAACACGGUAUCGUCACCAACUGGGACGACAUGGAGAAGAUCUGGCAUCACACCUUCUACAACGAGCUGCGUGUGGCCCCCGAGGAGCACCCCGUGCUGCUCACCGAGGCCCCCCUCAACCCCAAGGCCAACCGUGAAAAGAUGACCCAGAUCAUGUUCGAGACCUUCAACACCCCAGCCAUGUACGUGGCCAUCCAGGCCGUGCUGUCCCUGUAUGCCUCUGGUCGUACCACUGGCAUCGUGAUGGACUCCGGCGAUGGGGUCACCCACACUGUGCCCAUCUAUGAGGGCUACGCUCUCCCCCAUGCCAUCCUGCGUCUGGACCUGGCUGGCCGGGACCUGACAGACUACCUCAUGAAGAUCCUGACCGAGCGUGGUUACAGCUUCACCACCACAGCCGAGCGGGAAAUUGUGCGUGACAUCAAGGAGAAGCUGUGCUACGUCGCCCUGGACUUUGAACAGGAGAUGGCCACUGCUGCAUCCUCCUCUUCCCUGGAGAAGAGCUACGAGCUGCCUGAUGGCCAGGUCAUCACCAUUGGCAAUGAGCGGUUCCGUUGCCCUGAAGCACUCUUCCAGCCUUCCUUCCUGGGCAUGGAAUCCUGCGGGAUCCACGAAACUACCUUCAACUCCAUCAUGAAGUGUGAUGUUGACAUCCGCAAGGACCUGUAUGCCAACACAGUGCUGUCUGGUGGUACCACCAUGUACCCAGGCAUUGCGGACAGGAUGCAGAAGGAGAUCACAGCCCUGGCGCCCAGCACAAUGAAGAUCAAGAUCAUCGCGCCCCCUGAGCGCAAGUACUCUGUGUGGAUCGGCGGCUCCAUCCUGGCCUCGCUGUCCACCUUCCAGCAGAUGUGGAUCAGCAAGCAGGAGUACGAUGAGUCUGGCCCCUCCAUCGUCCACCGCAAAUGCUUCUAGGCGGACUGUUACCGAGCUGCGUUACACCCUUUCUUGACAAAACCUAACUUGCGCAGAAAACGAGAUGACAUUGGCAUGGCUUUAUUUGUUUUUUUUUUUUCCUUUUUUUUAAUUUUUAAAUUUUUGUUUUUUUGUUUUUGGCGCUUUUGACUCAGGAUUUAAAAACUGGAACGGUGAAGGUGACAGCAGUCGGUUGGAGCAAGCAUCCCCAAAGUUCUACAAUGUGGCCCGAGGACUUUGAUUGUACAUUGUUCCUUUUUUUUAUAGUCAUUCCAAGUAUCCCAUGAGAUACAUGGCUACAGGAAGUCCCUCGCCCUCCCAAAAGCCGCCCCGCUCCCGUAAGGAGGAUGGCCCAGUCCACACCCUGAGUCCACGCAGGGGAGGCGACAGCAUUGCUUUUGUGUAAAUUAUGUACUGCAAAUUUUUUUUAAUCUUCGCCUUAAUACUUUUUUUUAUUUUUGUUUUUUAUUUUGAGUGGUCAGCCAUCGUGACCCCCUUUUUUUGUCCCCCCAACUUACGAUGUAUGAAGGCUUUUGGUCUCCCUGGGAGUGGGUUGAGGUGUGGAGGCAGCCUGGGCUUUGCCUGUACACUGACUUGAGACCAGUUCAAUAAAAGUGCACACUUUACAAACAGGCAA